AUGGACGCAAUAUCAAAGGACGACUUUCGAAAAAAGUAUAGAUUUACAAAGGAAUCAGUACGAUACAUUGUGUCGUUAGUGUCGGAGGAACUACAAAAAGAUAGGCGAGGCGGCGGCAUCACACCUGAACUACAAGUUUUAACUGCACUCAGAUGUUGGGGUCGUAGAGAGUUUCAGGAUGAUUGUGGCGACCUCCAUGGCAUGGCGCAAUCCACGGUGAGCUUGGUGUGCAAUAGAGUGGCACGCGCGAUUGCUGGCCUUGCUCACCAAUUUAUUAAAAUGCCCAAUGGUAUUAGAGAGGAAGAGAUUAUAAUGGAUCAGUUCAGGGGGAUAGCCAAUUUCCCUGGCGUUAUAGGUGCACUGGACUGCACCCAUAUUAAACUUAGAAAAAUUCCGGGUGAUCAAGCCCAGUAUUACAUAAAUAGAAAGGGAUUUUAUUCCCUGAAUGUACAGGCUGUGUGUGAUGCGAAACUGCGAUUAAUGAACGUGGUGGCAAGAUGGAGGGGAUCCACACAUGACAGCAGAAUAUUUUCCGAGUCCCAUCUUAAAACUAGGUUUGACCAAGGACAUUUUAGAGGCCGUUUACUUGGUGACUCUGGAUAUCCUUUGCUGCCAUAUUUGUUUACCCCCAUCUUGAGACCGAACAAUAAGAAAUUGUACCCCCAUCUCAUGAAGAAUGGCAGAAUGAGGAAUCUACCUCUGAAGAGCAUGCAGCAAUAUUAG
This is a messenger RNA of Aricia agestis (brown argus), 723 nucleotides long. RefSeq names its product putative nuclease HARBI1. NCBI's taxonomy places the organism in Eukaryota, Metazoa, Arthropoda, Insecta, Lepidoptera, Lycaenidae. The transcript has 5 exons. The record is from RefSeq and is a predicted model, not a curated record. The coding region runs from base 1 to 723 and encodes 240 amino acids.